UAAAGCACACACUUAAACAGAACUCUUGAGCGGCUAAGCUUGCAUGGCAUGUCAGUCUGUAUAAACAAAAGCAACCAAGUAUACGSCUAGCUUAAUAAAAUAAGCUAAUAGUACAAUACAACGAGUGACAAUUCUUCGUCGUCAAAAUGACUGCYKGCAGCUGGAUUAACUUUAUCGCUCUAGGUGCACUUUUUCUAUCGAUUUUCAAAUUUUUACAAGCCAACGACACUCGAAACUUUGUAGUAAUUUUGAGCUCACGUCUAACAUCAAAUGAGUCAGGUAUUAUAUUGGAAAGAAAGCAAGUUGAAAAUCAAAUGAACUGUGGGCAAUGGUGCUUAMGAACAACAAAUUGUCGCUCAUUCAACUUGGAAAAAGACACUGGACAACUAGAGCAAGAAUGCGAGCUUCUUUCUAUAGAUAGAAACCAAAGACAAGAACUUGUAAAAGAAAACAACUACUAUGAUCACUAUACGACAACGGAUCCAUGUGACCAGCUGUCCUGUUUGAACGGUGGUACAUGCAGAAUGACGUUAUCUGGCUAUUGGUGCGCAUGCCAACCGAGUUAUUUGGGUGAACAUUGUGAAAUCCCAGAGGAGUGUGUUAAGCAUAAAAGCCUCUCCGAGGCCGACCGCAACAUAAACAACGGCAUUGGUUCAAGAAAAUGCGACAACAAAUUAAGUGGCUGGCACAGAUUUGUGGGUCCCGCGGGAUCCCAUAUGCUUGACAACUGUCCCUCGGGUAAGAAAUGUAACACAGAUUUCCAAGGAUGGAUAGAUAGCCAGCCGAAGCCUGGAGAAACACGUGUAGCAAAAAAGGUCUGUUUACAAGGAAACAACAAAUGCUGUAACUGGCCUAAAGAUAUUCUCACUACACAUUGUGGUGAUUUCAUCGUUUAUAACCUUCAUAAAACGAACUGUUAUAUUCGUUUCUGUGGCGAGAACUGACUUGARCUACGUCUGCUUAAACGCAAAGACUGACGCAACGCCAAUAACGGUCGAUGUCCUUUUGAGAAGUCAAUAAAACACUAUUUCCGAAGCACGACACGAAUAGAUGUACAACACAAUGCCGUCACAUUGCCACAUUCCCARCGCGAAACCGCCUUUGCUGACACACAGACGCGACACCCAAGAACCAGGGACUUAGUGCGACCUCAUCUUUAAGUGGCACUGGAGAACAGUCAAAUAUGCAAGAAGCAACAAAUGAGAAAGCUUUAAAAGCCUCGAGGAUACGACGAAGGAAGCACGGUUUUGUGAACAAUCAUUUAUUAUUAGAAAUGAUUAU
Molecule: messenger RNA, 1281 nt
Organism: Exaiptasia diaphana
Lineage: Eukaryota; Metazoa; Cnidaria; Anthozoa; Actiniaria; Aiptasiidae
Product: uromodulin
Exons: 3
Coding region: 147-944 (265 amino acids)
Source: RefSeq, a predicted model, not a curated record